AGCAGCAGCAGCAGCAGCAGCAGUAGAGAGAAGAGAGCCGCCGGCCUGCUGGAGAGCUCGGGCCGCGAAAAGCUCUCGUCUGCGCGCGCGCGCGCAACACCAGCUGUACUGGAUGUGUGUACGUAUAGCGGACCAAAAAAGCUCGUGCGAAGGAAAAAGGUUUUUCUGAGAUCUUUUUUGUUACUACUGCUGAGUAUAAAUGUGGCACGCGAAAGUGAAUAAAUUAAAGUGAAGAAAAAUUAAGUAGCCGUCCAAAAGUUUAUAAUAAUAAUAAUAGUAACAGUGUGUAUCGAGUGCGUGCAGAUUCGAACGAGUAUACGUGAGAUAUCGAAGGGGGUAAGGGGCCGCCUGCGCGAUGACGUCGGUGGUGGUGGUGGACCCACCGUCGGGGUCAGCAGCAGCUGAAUCAACCAGCGAUACACCAGCACCAGAUUCGUCGACGACGAUGGAUCAAGCGGCAGCGACGACGAGCUCGGCGGCUCCGCAAGUGGCAACGCCACCGCAGCAGCAUCCGCCACCCUCGCCGCUGAGCGGCUGCUACCUGCUGGUCGUCCUGCCGGAGCCACAUUGCUCCCAACACCGGGAUUUAAUACUCAACCGGCUCGCCAAAGGCUUUCUCUCCUGGGACAAGGACAGCUGCCACGUGGACUUGGAGAAGGAAUUGCAGGCGCUGGUCGCGCAGGCCCCCGAGGGCGAGGAGGCGCGCAACGGCGAGCGCCUCAUACAGUACGCCACCGAGAAUCUCGUCACGGAGGUGCUCAUCUUUCCCCAAAGCAAUACGCUGCUGCAGUGCAUGCGCAAUCUCUUGGCCAGCUUCACCAAGCAUCGGCACAUCGUUCACGCGGGCUACACCUUCGGCGGCAACGGUUCCUGGAUACUGCAGGAUGGAACGUUCAGCCUCGCGGACUUUCUCGACGCGUUCAGCGAGCACGAGGUGCAGCGCGUGCUGCGCGCCUACGAGAACAGCGUCACCGUGGACAUACACUGCGCCGGGGUGGGCGACUGGUCGACGGCGCGCCUCGCCGAGGAGGCCUGCACCCGGGCCUGCCGCGUACGCGUCAAUCCGGACGACGUGCUCACGGCCGGCUGUCCGGCCAUACAGAGCUUCACCGCCUACCUGGGCCAGUAUCUCGUCGCGCAGACCCUCGACCAGCUGAUGGAGCCGUCGGACGUGGUGGGCAACAUACGUUUCAGCCAUCCGACCCUGUACGUCUUCCCGGGUGGCCAGGGCGACGCCGCCCUCUUCGGCAUCAACGGCUUCAACAUGCUCGUGGACGGCGGUUUCGCGCGCAAGGCCUGCUUCUGGGAUUUCGCGCGACACCUCGAUCGACUCGACGCCGUGCUGCUGACGCGCAUCAACAACAGCAACAUCGGCGGCAUGGCCAGCGUGCUGCAGAAGAAGAAGGAGAUGCAUGUCUAUCCGCAGAUAGGGCACUUUUUCUGCAACAUCGUGGAAAGAAAGAAUUCCAACUCUCCCGACGGCGACAAGGACAUCGACCCCCUGAUCCUGAAUCUGAUCGACAUCGGCCAGGAGAUGGCCGUGAAUCUGCGCCACAUAAACCUUCGUCCGCAUCUCUGUUACAGGGAUCCAGAACCAAUCAAUUUGUAUCACAAGGUCGGCCACGGCACCCUCGACAUGUACGUCCUCAGUCCGAGCAAGGACAGCCGCGAGGUGCGCGACUUCAUGGCCAAGUGGAACGCCUCGGACGCCAAACUGUUCGCCGGCUCGCACGGCACCCGCGGCGGCAAGUCCGGCGGCGGCGACUCCACCACGUCCAGCAUGAUAUUUCCUGUCCAGAAUCUCGUGUCGAUCUGCGCCCUGCUCGUCUGGCAGCCCGCCAGUCCCGAGGAGACCAUCACGCGGAUCCUGUUCCCGGGCAGCACGCCCCAGCACAAAAUCUUCGAGGGCUUCGGCCGCCUCAAGCAUCUGGAGUUCCUGAAGCAUCCGGUGUGCACGGCCAAGAGUCUGUCACCGUCCGCGUCGCUGGUGGCCCUCAAGGACAAGGCCGGCGCGGCGGCAACGUCGAUCGCGAUGAAGCCCAAAUUCAGUCUGUACGAGCGAGAAACGAAGCGCUUGGCCGAGUCCCGAAAGAGAGAGUUGAGCUCGAAGAGGGACGCGACCAUCGAGGAGACCGCGGCGAAAAUUACCGCGGCCGCUGCUACCAAGCCUGUCGCAGCGCCUAUCUCGGUGCUCAGAGCCGAAACCAAGACGAAAAAGAUCGUCGAGAAUAAGAAAAUCGAGUCCGAGGCCAAGGAGGGCAAGCUCGCCGAGAAAGAGUCGAGAGAAAUAAUCAAGAAGGAUGUUAAAAAAAUUGAAAAGUCUGACAAAAUUGAGGCGGAAACGAAAAAGACUGAUACCGUGAAAGCGGAUACAGAGAAGAUCACCGUCACAAAGGAAUCCAAAGUGCAAAAGAUAGAGACGAAGAAGAGAGAAAUCAAGGAGAUCACAAAAUCGACGGUCAAAACGACAAAAUCCGAGAGUAUCAUCAAAGCCAGUUCAAAACCCAUAGAAAAGAAGAUCAAAGUUUCUGGGGAGAAAAAAGAUGUUAUGAAGCCAUCUCCGACUACACCGAAAAAAUCGUUAAACGUACUAGCUUCCAAAGUCGAAGUCACGAGAACGGUUAUGAAAGCGAAGCCUAAAGCUGUUUCCAAAACCACAUCGUCGGUACCGGCGAAAAGUGCAAAAGAGGCCAACAAUCGCAAAGUCGUUGAACAAAAGAACAUAGAAUUAUCGACUGCUGCAAGCUCAACAGCGGCGACAGCUUCAAGCGCGGCCAAAUCGACAGUCAAAGCCAAAACGGUCGAACGGAAAGCCGUUGGUAUCCGAGGAAGAACCAUAAGUCCCAGCAAAAAGUUACCUCUCAGCCCGGCGAAGUCUACGAGAAGUACACCGUCGUCCGUUAAAUCGGAAAAGGAUGCGGUCAUUCGUAAAAUCAGAGGAGGCACGACCGAUUCCUCGGCUGUUUCUACUCCUUCGGGAAUUGACUCCGAAUCAGCUAUUAAAGUCGUCGAUAAAAAUCUAACUGAGAAAUCAGAAGAUAUGUCGCUCGAUUCCAUUGAAAGCAAAGUUUUGGCGGAUUUGAAAGAGGAACGCGAGGUCGUUGAAGAAAUUGAAGCUGUUUUGCAAAAAGCCGAACGAAUCGAAGUGGCUAAGAAAGAAGAGAGGUUCGGAGCCGAGGACGAAAUACUGGUUGAAACUGUGGAUAAGAAAGGCGAAGAAACGGAAGAUGACGUUACAGCUGAAAUGGAUGAUGCACCGAAAAAAUUGACUCGAAAAGAAAGCCAAGAGCUCACCGAAGAGGAGGAAUAUUUGAUCGUUGAAAAGGAAGAAAUAUACACCGAAGAUUCCAUGCAAAGCGGUGAUACAGAACAAAAACAUCAUUUGGAUGAAGUUGAAUCCGAAAAAGCUCAUAUGAAAAUAAGCGGUGAAAGCCACACAGCAGGAAAAGAAUUGCAACAGCACGAAGAAAAAGAAGCCGCGGAAGAAAAAUUGGAUGAGGUGCCGGAGAAACUCCUUGCUGCAGCCGGUACUCAUGAAGAGUUGCAAAAAUCAGAAGACUCGCCAUUACAGCAUAAGGAACAGCUUGAAGAAGAAAUGAAACAAAUAAUUGCUACAGCCACUGAAACAGUUCAACAGACUGAAGAAAAAGAUGAUUCUCCUAAAAAAGAAAGCGACGACGCAGCGAAAGAAGCAUCUAGUAGUCCUGACAAAUUAGAUUCUCCGCCAAAACCAGAAGGAGAUCAGAAAGACGUUCUCGUUGAUAAACUGGUCGAGUCUCAAGAGAGAGUUUCAAUACUCGAAUCUGGAGCAACAACGACUGCGCCUAGUUUGCCCGAAGAUGAACGCACUCCCUUGGAUGAGAUAAAAGAAGAUAUCGACGAGAAGCACGUUUUGGAGGACGUGAAGGAAAAAGAAAAGCCAGUUCCUGAGCCAGAAAAAAUUGAUCAAGAUUUGCCGGUAGCCGCUCCGAAGCCCGAAGUGAAAGAAUUGAAUGUUAAGUCCGCUGUUGCACAAGGUGUUGCCAGAGAUAUUGUCAAAACGCCCGAUGAAGUUGCCGAUUUACCGGUGCACGAGGAAGUGGAUCCAAAACUAUAUUCCUUGCAAAAUAUUGAAAAAGAUAAAGAGGUCGAUCAAUCAGACAAACAGAAAGAUGUUCCCAUCAGUCCUACCGUAAAAGAUCACAAAGAGAAAGGAUUUUUCGGUAAGAUGGCAGACAAGUUUGAGAAAGGUUUCGAUAAAUUAACAAAAAAACGACGGGAUUCAGAAAAAGAUAUCGAAGAAAAGCCGAGUUCAAAAGCAAGUUCUCCAAAAGAGUCUAAGCCCGAAGUUCAACAGGACGUUGCUGACGAAAUGCCAAUUUUUGAAAAAAUGGGGUCAGCUAGUAUCAGAAAAUCAUCAGUACACGAAGAUACUCAAUUACAUACUGACGAAGCUAAGACAUCAGCAAUCAGUGAAAGUGCCACGUUUAUUGAUAAAGAAAUUCAAAGUGCAAAUGUGAUUAAACAAAGUGAAGAAAAUGCUUACAUUCAAUCAAUUAUUGAUGACAAUAAAGCAGAAAAAGAGGACUGUAAAAUUAUUGAAGGUGUUACUGACGUUGAAAAUAUUGAAAGUGCAGUAAAAGAGACCGAAUCAGAACCAGUAAAGUUUACUAUUCCAUCUAGCGAGGAGAACGAUGAUGACGAAGACAUUUCUGAUGGACCGGUUCGAGAUUUUAAAGAAGCUGUUCGGGACGUUGCAGGAGUUCUAGUAGGCACAGCAGGAAUUGAAAUAGAAAUGGAAAAACCAAAAGAAGUCGAAGAAAUUGUUAAAACAGUGGCUGAAGUAUUGAAAGAUGAUUUUUUGACAGAAAAAACAUUGUAUGCAACAGAGGAAGCGCGUAAAUCUUCUGUAGAUAUUGAUCUGAUUCCUAAAAAAGUAGGCAUUACCGAAGAAGUUACUUUACAAGAAGAAAUCGAAGUCUCAUCUGAAAAAGAAUCAGAAAAGAUUGUUCCAAUUAGUUACGAAAAGGCUGAAAUGGUACAAGAAGAAAUUUGCACCAAAACAAUAAAACGUGAAGAUGUACAUUUAUCAUCACCCGUUAAAGAAGAAGUUUUAGACCGCCAAGAUGUCUUAAAAAUCUGUGAUGACUUGUUACAAUAUGACAUAGUAGAUAAACCGUGCGUUAAAAGUGAAAGUGAUCAUAAACUCGAUGUUCUAGCUGCAGGUUUAGAAGAGGUUUGCGUGAAACAGGUUGCGAAACGUGAAGUACGCGAUGAAAACGUUGGAGAUCAAUUGAUUGUACAGUCUGAAAUUAGUAUACAGCAAAACCUGUCUCCAAGCGAAGCGGAAUUAGUUAUGGUUACUCCAGGUUCUACACCAACUUCACCUAAGUUAGCGACAGAGGAGCCCACUGACUUUCCUACUCACAAAGAUGAUAAAAUACCGAAAGAACUAACGAUGGAUGAAAUUACAAGUGCGAUUGAUAGUCAAAUUGUGGAAGGUACAAGUACUAUCAUUGAUAAAAUUUCUUUAGAGGGAGAUGAAAAAGUCGUCGAGUCAAAAGUUGAAUUACAAUCUGUCUCUCUAAAAUCCGAGGUUCAAUCAGAACUGUUUGAAAGUGUUGAUGUACCUACAACGGAAAAAUAUUUGGACGAAGCUAAAGAAAAAGUAAUUAGUGAAACAACCAAAGAACGAGAUGAAAAGAUAUCAGAAACUGUUCAAGAAUCUCAAGAUAAAACUGUUACACGCAUGGUAGUUACAGCUAGUAGCGAAGAUGGUGGGCACGAAAUAGAAAUUUGUGAAAGCGGUACAAUUAGUUUCACAAAAUCUCCAAGUCCAGAAGAUUCACUAAAAGAAUCACGUGAUAGGUCACCGCCAGAAAAAGAUUCAUUGCGAUCGGUAUCUAGUACGCCUGAAAGAGACAGUAUAGCAUCAGAAAAACUCGAUACAGAAGAUCAAAAAGUUACAUUUGAUGAUAGUUUGGAAAAAUUAUCUAAAUUGGAAACAGAUACUACAGAAAGUGCGGUUUCUGUUGAUCAAAAAGUUUUGGUUGAAACAUUUUCCGUUUCAACUAUUGAAAGCGGUGAGGCAGCUAAAACGCCUGAAUCAUUGCGCUCUGAAGAUGCUUCACCAGCUGAGAGUAUGUUUGCAAAAUCACCAACUGAUAAAAUUUCUCACGCGUAUGAGUUUGAAGCUACUACUGAUCAGUUACAUCAAGAAUCGAUUAAAUCCAAAUCACCAAGUGAAGAGAGAGAUCUCGAUCAAAAAAAUACAGCAUCUGUGGUUCCUGAAACAACGGAAAUAUCAUCAGAUAGAAAAUCACCUAGCGUAGAAAAAGAUUCGAGUCGAAAAGAAUCACUCUCCCAAAAAGUUGAUAUUUCCAUUCAAGAAUCAUCUCAAUUUAUGUCAAAUUUGGAAAAAGAAUCUACAAUGGAAGAAAAUUUAACAGGACAAGAAAUCCAAAGUCAAGAUAAAAAGUCCGAUACAAGGUCUAAAUCUUCAAGUGCUGAAAGAGAACUAAGCCAUAAAGACGAAUCAAAAUCUCCAAGUGCAGAGAAAGAUGAUUUAGACAGGUCCAAGUCACCAAGUGUAGAAAAAGACAAAUCAGAUCGAUCGAAAUCUCCAAGCGCAGAGAAAGAUGAUUUAGACAGGUCUAAGUCACCAAGUGUAGAAAAAGACAAAUCAGAUCGAUCGAAAUCUUCAAGCGCAGAGAAAGAUGUUGCAGACGGGACUAAAUCUCCAAGUGCAGACAAAGAUCACUUGCACAGGUCUAAAUCUCCAAGCGUAGAAAAGGACCAAUUAGAUCGAUCAAAAUCACCGAGUGCUGAGAAAGAUAAUUUAGAUGGGUCUAAAUCACCCAACGUAGAAAAAGACAAAUUAGAUCGAUCGAAAUCGCCAAGUGUAGAGAAAGACAAAUUGGAUCGAUCUAAAUCUCCAAGUGCAGAAAAAGAUGAUGUAGACAGGUCUAAAUCACCCAGUGUAGAUAAAGACAAAAUAGAUCGAUCUAAAUCUCCAAGUGCAGAGAAAGAUGAUAUAGACAGGUCUAAAUCGCCCAGUGUAGAUAAAGACAAAUCAGAUCGAUCUAAAUCUCCAAGUGCUGAAAAAGAUCUUAGUUCAAAGGAAACUUCUCCGCAGAAAUUGAUUACUGCAGAUGAUAUUAAUAUUUCAUCUGUGACAGAAUCGAAAGAUAAGAAAGUUGAUCGAUCAAAAUCGCCUAGCAUUGAAAAAGAAUCUGCUUCAAGAACAUCAAUUUCUUCAGUUCUUGCAGAAUCAUCUAAUAUUUUGGUCGGCGAACAUUCUCAAUUUCCUCAAACUUCGGAUCUUGAAAAGCAAUUGGCACAUGAAUCAUUUGCGGAACAAUUCAGUUCUUCUAUUAAUGAAAAAGGCACAAGUUUGGAUAAAUCUCGCUCUCCGAGUGCUGAAAAAGAGUCAACACAAAAAGAAACGACACCUGAACCACUUCAGUCAAAAUCGCCAAGUGCAGAAAAAGAAAUAAGUCGGAAAGAGUCUGCGUCAGGUAAAUCACAGUUGCCGAGCGUAGAAAUAGAAGUUGAUCAGAAAGAACCUUCACCAGAAAAAACGAUUUCUAUGCACACUGAAAAAGAAUCAGUAAAAGAAAAAUUAGCUCAAGACGCAAUAUCGACAGAAGUAAGUUCAUUUGAUACUUUCACAUCGGUUAGUCAUGAAUCGAGUACUUUAGUAAAAGAUACUGGGGCUGCAGAAAUAGCACCGACAGAAUCUUCACAAGAAUCAAAUGUUCUGGAAGAGUCUUUGUCUUCUGUAAAAGCAAUCAGCUCCGAUAUUUUUGCACAAUCAUUUGGUGAUAAUAGUCAAUUAAAUGUAGAUGACCAAGUCAGUUUAGUCAAAGAGUCCAAAGUUUUAAGGGAUGAAUUUACUGCUCUAGGGAGUUCACUACUCGGAAAGAUCGAGACCGUAAUAAAAAAAGAGGAAGUAUUAGUUGAUAAGGUUGCUACUGAUAUUAUUUCAGGAGGUGAAUCAUUGAUUGACUCAUUCUCUUCGAGUUUCAAAGAAGUUAUGGACCCAAUUACCUCUCAUAUUUCAACGUCCGAGCAAACUAUUGCAAAAAUAGAUGGUAAAUCAGAACUACCAGAUAGUUCAAAAGGUAUAUCUGACAUAGAUUCGUUGAUAAAAGGUAUUGAAUCACAUGUAACAAGUACAAUCAAAAGUGAAGUGGAAUCAGUAUCGAAUUUUAUGAGUGCUAAGUUAGAAGACAGCUCAAACAAACUUUUAGCGACUGCAUCGGGUAUUUUAGCCGAUACCGAAUCACAAUUAUUAGAAACAAUCAAAGCUGUGGAAAAAGAGGAGUCCGAAAUCAUUAAGUUGGAAGAACAAUUAAUUUCGGAAAAACCCUCAUCUAAACAAGAAUCAAAGUCACCAAGUAUAGAAAAAGAAAUCAAAGCCCAUGAAGCGGUGACUGAGAUAUUACAAGUUGCAAUAGCAGAUGACGUAAAGUCACCAAGUACCGAGAAAGAAUCGAUUUCGAAAGAAACUUCUCCUGAAAAAUCGAUUGAAAAGGAGUCAUCUCCAAUAAAAUCGGUUUCAAAAGAGGCUACUCCAGAAAAGUCGAUCGAAAAAGAAGCAUCUCCUGCAAAAUUAAUUUCAAAAGAGGCUUCACCGGAAAAAUCGAUAGAAAAAGAGGCAUCUCCCUCAAAAUCGGUUUCAAAAGAGGCUUCACCAGCAAAAUCGAUUUCAAAAGAGGCUACUCCAGAAAAAUCGAUUGAAAAGGAGGCAUCUCCCACAAAAUCAAUUUCAAAAGAGGCUUCACCGGAAAAAUCGAUUGGGAAAGAAGCUUCCCCUGAAAAAACUAUUUCAAAAGAGCCUUCGCCCGAAAAAUCGAUUGAACGAGAAGCUUCUCCAGCGAAAACGAUUUCAAAAGAGACUUCUCCAGAAAAAUUGAUUGAAAAGGAAGCAUCUCCGGAAAAAUCGAUUUCAAAGGAGGCUACUCCAGAAAAAUCGAUUGAAAAAGAGGCAUCUCCCUCAAAAUCGGUUUCAAAAGAGGCGUCACCAGAAAAAUCGAUAGAGAAGGAAGCUUCACCCGAAAAAUCGAUUUCAAAAGAGGCUACUCCAGAAAAAUCGAUUGAGAGAGAAGCUUCUCCAGCGAAAACGAUUUCAAAAGAGGCUUCACCGGAAAAAUCGAUUGGCAAAGAGGCUUCCCCUGAAAAAACUAUUUCAAAAGAGCCUUCGCCCGACAAAUCGAUUGAAAGAGAAGCUUCUCCAGCGAUAACGAUUUCAAAAGAUGCUUCUCCAGAAAAAUUAAUUGAAAAGGAAGCAUCUCCUGCAAAAUCGAUUUCAAAAGAGCCUACACCGGAAAAAUCGAUUGAAAAAGAAGCAUCUCCCACAAGAUCAGUUUCAAAAGAGGCUUCACCAGAAAAAUCGAUUUCAAAAGAAGGUUCUCCAGACAAAUUGAUUGGCAAAGAAGCGUCAUCUGCAAAAUCGAUCGAAAAAGAGUCCUCUCCCGCUAAAUCGAUUUCUUCAAUCGAUGAAAAUCUUUUGGUUUCGCUAGCACAGAGUGAAGAUAAAUCGGAUCGAUCGAAGUCCCCUAGUGUGGAAAAAGAAUCGGGUCAACAAGAAGGUACAUCAUCGAAAUCUAAAUCACCAAGUAUAGAACGUGAAGUUUCACUCGAUAAAAGAACAUCUUCCAUUAGUAUGGAGUCUCAGGUAACAGAAAUUGCGAAUUUCCAAACGCAAGAGAAAUCAAAAUCACCUAGUGUCGAAAAAGAAAUAACGAAAACUGAGUCAUCUUUGCUGACUAGCAUCCAACACGAACACGACGAUGCAUCAAAAUCGAAAUCUCCGAGUCCACAAAAAGAAUUAAGUACCAAAGAAUCAUCUCCUGCUAAAUCAGAUACAUCUGAUGUUCACCGAUCGAAAUCUCCUAGCGUCGAAAAAGAUUCCACGAAACAUUCCGAAAAAGAGCCAUCACCAGCCAAGUCCACUUCGACCGUCAUGGAUCAAGAACAAUCGGUACUAAGUCAACAUGAAUCGUCACCCGCCAAAUCUCUCGAUGAUAGACAAGCUCACGAACGCAAACAAUCCAUAUCUGAGGCAGAAAGAGUCAGAAGGGAAAGUCACAGUGAAGAUGCACCGGCAAAAUCUCUAGAUGAUAGACAGGCCCACGAACGUAAACAAUCCAUUUCUGAAGCAGAAAGAGUCAGAAGGGAAAGUCACAGUGAAGAUGCAUCGGCAAAAUCUCUGGAUGAUAGGCAGGCCCACGAACGUAAACAAUCCAUUUCUGAAGCAGAAAGAGUCAGAAGGGAAAGUCACAGUGAAGAUGCACCUGCGAAAUCUCUGGAUGAUAGGCAGGCCCACGAACGUAAACAAUCCAUAUCCGAAGCAGAAAGAGUCAGAAGGGAAAGUCACGAUGAUUCGUCUGCAGCAAAAUCUAUUGACGAUCGUCAGGCUUAUGAACGCAAAGUGUCCAUAUCUGAAGCCGAAAGAGUCAGAAGGGAAAGUCACAGUGAAGAUGCGCCUGCAAAAUCUCUGGAUGAUAGACAAGCUCACGAACGUAAACAGUCCAUUUCUGAAGCAGAAAGAGUCAGAAGGGAAAGUCACAGUGAAGAUGCACCUGCAAAAUCUCUGGAUGAUAGGCAGGCCCACGAACGUAAACAAUCUAUAUCUGAGGCAGAAAGAAUGAGAAGAGAGAGUCACAGUGAAGAUGCUUCAGCCAAAAAUAUUGACGAUCAGCAAGCCUACGAGCGUAAAUUCUCUAUUUCUGAAGCCGAAAGAAUCAGAAGGGAAAGUCACAGUGAAGAUGCUCCAGCCAAAAAUAUUGAAGAUCAGCAGGCCUACGAGCGUAAAUUCUCCAUUUCUGAAGCCGAAAGAGUCAGAAGGGAAAGUCACAGUGAGGAUGCACCUGCAAAAAAUGUCGAUGAUAGACAAGCCUACGAACGCAAAGUAUCCAUUUCUGAAGCGGAAAGAGUGAGACGAGAGAGUCACAGCGAGGACGCGCCGGCAAAAAAUCUCGACGACAGACAAGCCUACGAACGCAAAGUAUCGAUUUCCAGCAGCGUAGAGAGUCAAUACGGCGACAGACAAACCGACCGCUCGAGAUCUCAGAGUUUAUACGAAACCGGCGAGAAAUCGCCCUUCGUCCUGUCUCGAACGGCCAGCUCGAUCGAGGAGAGACACGCCGAUGAGUUCGGCGCCGUGGGUUACUCCUUCGACGAGAGCCAGAAAGAAAGCGACGAGAACGAGGAGAUCAUAGCCAGUUACAUCUUCGACGAGUAUAUAUCGAAAAACAAGAAGAUCAGUCUGAAGGAGCUGGAGGAGCUCGCCCGAGCUCAGUCGAUUCCGCGCCAGUACAUCAUACUGAUCAUCGAGAACGUGAUAACGCGCCGUAAACUGUCGCGUCAGUCGAUCCUGGCCGACGACUUUCCGUCGAGUCAGGGAGCUCAGCUACCUCCCCUGAUGGCCGACAUCUGGUUCGACUCGAGCGAUGAUAAUCAUCAUCAGCAGCAGCAGCAACAUCAAGAGUCGAGUCGAAAAGCGUCCUCGUCGGCCACCGACAAGGAGCUCAAGGCCUUCAUCGAGUCCGAGACGAUGGGCUCGAGUCCCGAGCCGGAUCAGUACAAAUUCUCGAGCGCCGAUCGUCCGGAGCCGCACAUCGACGAGGAGAUCGUCAUAUCCGAGGAGAAGCGCACGGACGUGGAGUCACUCAUCUUCGAGGAGUACAUCAGACACAGCCGGAAAUUGACUGAUCUGAUCUUGGAGGAGAUCGUCCGUAGGACCUCGGUACCCAGAUACAUCAUUCUCGAGAUAAUCGAGGAGAUCGUCGUCAAGAAGAGCCUCAACAGAGAGGCGAUAGCCGACAGUGGCAUCUUCCAGGACGUCGACGACGACGACAACUCGCAACAGCAGCAACAAACCAAACAGCAGAAAUCGGGCCAAUCGUCGCCGGACUUGCUCGAAGAGCAAUACGAGGACAGCGUAGACAAGAGCAUCCCCUACACGGAUUACGAGAGUCCCUUCCACAAGGCCUUCGUCGGCGGCAUGACGGAGAUACGCACGACGCACAUAACCACGACCCUGUCGGGUGGAAAGUCGACGACGCCACCGGAUUCGGACGAAAAGAGCAGCAGCGCCACGGGGACGAGAAGAAAAUCCUCCGCAAUUUCGGAAAAAUUACUGGCUGAUGUUAGCGAAGAAGCGACCUCUCAACAACAACAGCAACAACAAAUUGGCUCGACCUUCGGCGCGACCAGUCUCGAGGACAUCACGAUCGUGACCACGACCACCGUGAAGACCAUCAUCAGCGAGAGCACGGCUCAACCGAUAACAGCCCCGUCGUCGGGUGGUGCUGGCGCCGAUCAGCAGCUGAUCUCUCUGGAGAGUCAUUCGACCGCGGCUGGUCUACCUAGCUCCUCGUUCACCAGCAGCAGCAGUACCUUCUGCCAGGAGACUCGAACCAUCCUGGAAUCGGUGAUGGAUCACGGCCUCGCGGAGCAGCCGCUGAUACGCGACCUGAUCAACGACGACAAGAGCACCUACUCGGGCAAGUCGUCGCCCGACGUCUCCCUGCCCAAGGACAUAGUCUACGGCAGCGGCGGUGGCUCGACCGGCAAGUCCACCCCCGACAUCACCAUGUCGCCCCUGAUUCAGGCGCACUUCUCGGGCCGAUCGACGCCCGCCUCAGCGGCCAGCACCACCGGCGGCGGCGGCGACAAACAACACCCCCUGUCGAGAACGGCCACCCCCGAGGGUUUCCGCAGCGGCGAGGUGAUCAGGACCAUCGUGACGACGACGCGCACCAUGAGCGACGACGGCGACAUCAUCACCACGACGCAGGAGGUCACGGAGGCCACCAACGAGCGCGGCGAGACCGUCGUGCUGGCCCAGAAGACCGACGUCAAGGUCGACGAGAGAGCUGGAUCGGCUGCAGGUGCUGGACCCGUGGCCGAGAUCAAAUCCCUCGAGUCGUCUCAUCACGCCAGGACGCCGAGCGAGGGCUCGGAUCUGUUCGACAGAGAGGUGGCUGGUGGUGGUGCACUGCCACCGGUGAGCCCGAGAAGCGACCUGAGCACGGCUGGCAAUAGCCGAGCCGUGACCCACGUCUGGGGCAGCAGCGAGGAGAGACACACCUUCUCCGACGACGAUCCAACGGGCAGUCCGAUGUUCUCGUCGUCGCCUCUUCGCACCGCCACUACCGUCACCGCUGACUCGGGACUCAAGAAGCAGCUGGACGAUUUCACGACUUCCGGCCUGAUGAGCAGCAGCUUCUACGGCGAGCUGCCCGACGAGACCACCACCACUACUGUUUCCACGGAAUUCAUGGUGGAAAAGGAGCCCAUGAUAAGCGGCGGCAGCUCCAGCUUCAAGAGAUACAUCGACGAGGCGGAUCUCGACUUCGAGAAGGCCUUGAGCGACGUCUCGACGAAGGACGAAGCUCCAGCAGCUCAGAGCAGCAGCAAGGACGACGAGAGCAAGGACAAGAAGCGAGAUCCGCUGGCCGACUGGGGCAGUCCGCUGGGUCUGCCGUCGCCUCGGCCGCCGCGCAAAUUCAAUCUCAAGUCGAGCCCGGUGCAGCCGUGCAGCUCGGCCGAUCUCAGCCCGGACAGUCUGAAUUUCGACGUGAUCAACGACUGGGGCGAGCCGAUGCGACUGCCACCGACCCCGGCGCCGGCUCAGGCCACGGCCGGUGCAGGUAGCGAGGCAUCGUCCAACAAACCGUCGCCCGCCACCCCGAAAAAGGAGCCGCCCCGACAGCCCAAACGAGUGCUGGCCGAGAAUAUAAAGAACAAGAGGUCCGAGAGCCCGGGCAAGUACGACAAGCGCAGCAAGGACUCGCGCAACAAGAUACAGCCGGUCUACGUGGAUCUGACCUACGUGUCGCAUCACGGCAACUCGUUCUACACGGCGCUGGACUUUUUCAAGAAGGUGCGCGCCAGGUAUUACGUGUUCAGCGGCACCGAGCCGAGUCGCGAGGUCUACGACGCCCUGCUCGAGGCCAAGAAGACCUGGGAGGACAAGGAUUUGGAGGUGACGAUGAUCCCGACCUACGACACGGACACGCUCGGCUACUGGGUGGCCGACAACGAGGAGGCCCUCGCGGCCCACCACAUCGACCUGUCGCCCUCCGCCUCCAGAUGCACCAUCAAUCUGCAGGAUCACGAGACGAGCUGCAGCGCCUACCGUCUGGAGUUCUAGGCGGCACAGCAGUGCGGCGGCGGUGGCUGCGGCGGCGGUGGCGGCGGCGCCGGCGGCUACUCGGCUACCAUGAUACAGUUCCGAAGUUAGAAAAUCGAGAGGCAGCUGCAGCAGCAACAAUGAGAGAGAGAGAGAGAAAAAAACCCGCGGCGCUAACACGUAUACAUAAUUAUCAUUACGAUUAUAUUACAUUAUAUGACUCCAUGUACCAAGGCCUAAAGCUGUACACGAUGCGUAUGCGAGCGUGAAAAAUUUUUUCAAAUUAAAUACACGGGCUUUCGAAAAUUAAUCGUCACACACGAUCCACGCGCGAACAGGAAAUAUCGCAUAAUUAUAUUUAUAACGAAGCUCUCAAGCACUUUCCAAAAUUCCCGUCCUUGAUAAGAGAACAAACAAACAAAAAAAAACAAGAAUUUUUUGCUCAAAGUGUUACGCACUUCGCGGUGCACGUAUUUAUAAUACACAAGCAUUACACACAUACUCUCUUAAAUGAACCACUGACGAACUGAUUUAGAGAACCGUCUGCGUGCGCGAUAUAUACAUAUACGCGCACGUUUAAAUUCACGAUGAGUCGAUAAUCAAGCCGCCCUUGAACUUUUUAUUUGCGUCUAUUUGUAGCACUCGGAAUGGCGAACGUUUGAGUCCUCUUUUUUGGAGCUUUUAUAUAUAUACACAGACAUUAAGUAAACGUAUAUUCCGUAAGCGACUGAAAAAUUAAUCCAAAGCGUGGAGAGCGAGAGGAAGAAUGGGGGAGGAUGAAUCCAAGAUUAUACAUUCACAAACACGAUUAUAGCCGAGAGACAAUGAUUAUAGUUAAUAUAGGACAACGAGUCGAUUUGAGUUCGCGGAUACCUGUCGCGAUAUGUAAUAACAUCGAUCCGCGCGACUAAUUAGCACAAAGUAUAUUAGAGGCAGAAAAUAAAAAAAAAACAAUUUAAAUAAUUAAAAAUGCGUCUUCCUUCGAGACGACGAGACGGGGGAGUAAUAUCAUCUUGUCAGUAACUUAUACAUUAAUAAUAAUGAUACGCAAUAACGUGUGUACGAAUCUUCGAAACGAGUCCUCGAUAUAUCCCUCGGGGAUCAUACAUGCCACGAAAGAGCGAGCCGAAGCAUGCUUCGACUCGAACUGUAACUGAACUUAAAUAAUAUAAAAUAUCGUCCGAAAUUCGAUUAUAGAUUUUUGCCGCUUUCGAGUUGUAUCGAUUCAAUAAUUUUCAAACGACAAGUCAUCUCAAUAGCAAUUUCGACGUUUGUAAAAAAAAAACGAGAAAACUCACAAUUGUUGAUAUAAAAAGUAAGCUUUACAAAUAUAUGUGUAAUUUUUAAGUCUAAGAAAAGGGACGAUUUACCGGGGAGCGAAUAAAUUAUGCAUGAAUUCGCCAGUGUUACUUUGAGAGCGAGAAAAAAAAUUUUUCAAUAAAGUAUUUACAGCAUUAUUAUUAUAUUCCACUUCACGAUUAACGAGCAUUUGCAAAAGUCCUUUAAACUGAAACGAAAAAUGAAAAUAUUAUAUAUAAUAAUAUAGCUUUUUGAACAACCUUUUUAAAUUGCUUCGAUACUGUAGCCGAGUAUGUAAAGAGACUUUAAACAUCUCCAAAUAAUAAAAAAAAA
This is a messenger RNA of Trichogramma pretiosum, 15754 nucleotides long. Its product is annotated as microtubule-associated protein futsch. The record is from RefSeq and is a predicted model, not a curated record. Gene Ontology annotation, molecular function: actin binding; microtubule binding. The coding region runs from base 356 to 14143 and encodes 4595 amino acids. Gene Ontology annotation, biological process: microtubule cytoskeleton organization; dendrite development; regulation of microtubule depolymerization. Lineage: Eukaryota; Metazoa; Arthropoda; Insecta; Hymenoptera; Trichogrammatidae. Gene Ontology annotation, cellular component: synapse; microtubule associated complex; neuronal cell body. The transcript is spliced from 6 exons.